CACACAGACGGUAGAAAAUAGAAGGGCCUCUAGCGCCAGACAUGAGUACUGGUCUGUUUGCUCACUCCUGCCGUCGGAUCCACAGCGCCAGCAUCGCAGCGUCCGGGCAGACACACACACACACACACACACACACACACACACACACACACGGUCAGGCGUGCGGACAGGCGCCCCGCAGCCCGCAGCUCCCGCCCCGUGUGCCCGCGCGCUCAACGGACUACGUCGACGACUGGUUUUGCUUUUCGUUUGUUCCGGGCUUCUUUCUACGUUCCGCGUCUCUCGCACCGCAGGGCCUCUUCAGCUCACUGGGAGAGAGAAGAAGCAGAAGAAGCAGAAGCAGAAGAAGCAGAAGAAGCAGAAGCAGAAGAAGCAGAAGAAGUGGGUGUUUGCUGCUCACUGGUGUUCCGGCAGCAGCGGUCGCGGCGGCGGCGAACGCAGCGAAGUGUCCCCGAUGGCAGGCUGGAAGGACGGCUCGGUGCAGGAGAAGUACCGGCUGGUCGUAGUCGGAGGCGGCGGGGUCGGGAAAUCAGCCCUGACCAUCCAGUUUAUUCAGUCGUACUUUGUCACCGACUAUGACCCAACCAUUGAAGAUUCUUAUACCAAGCAGUGUGUGAUUGACGAAAGGGCGGCCAGGCUCGACAUCCUCGACACGGCUGGACAGGAAGAGUUUGGAGCCAUGAGAGAACAAUACAUGAGGACAGGGGAGGGCUUCCUGCUCGUCUUCUCAGUCACCGACAGAGGAAGCUUUGAGGAAAUCUACAAAUUCCAAAGACAAAUCCUCAGGGUGAAAGACCGAGAUGAGUUCCCUAUGAUCCUUGUAGGAAACAAAGCCGAUCUGGAACAACAAAGACAAGUAACCCAGGAAGAGGGCCAGCAGUUGGCCAGACAACUGAAGGUCACAUAUAUGUAGGCUUCAGCCAAAAUUCGUAUGAAUGUAGACCAGGCUUUCCACGAGAUGGUUCGAGUAAUCAGGAAAUUCCAGGAGCAGGAAUGUCCCCCCUCGCCAGAACCUACAAGGAAAGAGAAAGACAAGAGCGGCUGCCAUUGUGUGAUCGUCUGAGGCGGCCUUAUCACUGUCACUCAUGCAGCUGCGACCCACUCUGCCUAACAUCACAUCCCCGGUGGAUGACUGACCGCUGCCUUCUCCUCGUGCAUGACUUCAGACAGCCUUUUCUGAGGUACUUUGACCAGGAAGCGCUGUCCCCAGGACAUCGCUGUGGACAACUGACAAUGCCAAAUUUGAACACCACUCUACCUUCAGCUGUAAUCUAAUUUACACGAGAGAGUCCCAACACUAAACAUGGCCUUUCCGAAAUCCGCCUGACAAAUUCAUGUUUUGUACUCUGAAGGACUUCUCUUGCCUUGUAGUGACAUUUGUAGUUGCUACCGAGAUUGAAUGAAAACUAUAUAUCCAGAAUGUUAAUGAGUUUGUUUAGUUUCUAGCGUCUGACCAGAGCAAAGAGAUUAUCUAAUGAAGCUUUGUUUAUGUCGUGCCAUAUCCACCUUUUACUCCCAUGUGCUUAUCUGCUACUGUACAUAUGUGACAUUUGUUGUGAUUUUUAAAGUGUACUUCUAAUGAUCUAUUAAAUCACCACAGUUCAGUGUGUGAGGUUGAGUUUGGUUUUACAUACAUGAAAGUGAAUAUAUAUAUAUAUAUAUAUAUAUAUAUAAGUAUGUAUAUUAAUAUAAAGUCUAGAAAGCCCUUAAAGCUACAAUGAUAGAACUUUCUGUUCUUUUGCAGUGGAUUCUUCUUCUCUGUCUGUGGUUCUGGCUUUGAAGGGUCUACUGUAUCUGAUAUUUUUUCAAAAGUUGUAUAGAUUGAUCCCUUCUCAUCCUUUGCCAUCUCCUCAAUCUACCGAAAGUAGCAAAUGGUUCUGACUUUCUAUCUUUGAAAUUGGACAUCAGAUUUCUAAGAAUCCGAGGAUCCUUUUGUUGGUAGCACUUUGUACAUCUGACAACUAACGUGAUUUCAGCUCAAAACACUGUAUGCUCCAUAUUCAACUCUUGACAAUUAAAAGUCCUCAAAUUAAUUUGUUGCAAAUCAAGACGCUUUCAGAGCUCAGUUCAGAUCAUUCCAGGUUAAAGAAUCUCUGUCAUACAUUUAGUCCACGAUUUAGAUAAACUAACUGUUGUAUCAUUCCAAUAACACAGUGGCAAUGCAUCUGUUUUGUGUCGCUCAAUUAUUCUGUUGCGUUACUUUUACCCCCCAAUGAUCGGUCGCCUGGCAAAACCAGGACAAGUGGAAGCGCUGAGAUGCGCGUCGUGAAACAGUCGUUCUCCAACAGGUCAUGAACUCAACGGGACCUGCCACCCGUGGAAUAAUCGUCACCACAGACACGAGGCGCCGUUCUGGCUCCUCCUCUCUGCUUCAUCUGUUUGGCCGUAUAAAUGGAGUACUGCCGGUUUGUUUUUCAUCGCCUCACCCUGUGUAAUCAUCAACGUAACUCAGAUGAUGGAAGUAACAGACUUGAUUAAAUGUUUCUACUCUACUUUUAUACAUUAUUUUCUUAUCAAACUAGUUGACAAGUAUUUUUAUAUGUUUAUAAGUGAAUACACAGCAUGGCUGUGUAUAUAUGUAGAGAGGGAUGUUUAAUUAUUUAAAAUAAGGAUAACUGUUGGCCCAAAUUUACAAAAGUCUAAUUCUUCACUCAGAUGUGAUCAAGAAUGUUGUGGCUUGUGGCUUAACAAAGGAGAAUAUAUUGAUAUGUGAGUGAGUGUAAAACGCCAGGUCCAGUGGGACAGGGUUCUUAGAAAUGAUCUUAAAAUCACAUGGAUGAAUUAUUAUAAUCCCUGAGAUUCAAAAUACCUGCUUCCAUCUUCAUCCCAAUCCAAGUAUACGUCUAAUACGACGUCUCCAUACUAAUUUGUUCCUUCUUUUUCCUUCAUAUUUAUGUAUGUUGCCCUAUGUCUAGAUUUUGGUGCCACAAUAAAAUCUGUCUUUGAGCCAGAUGGGUAGAGAAUUAUAUUUUUAGACCGACCUGUUUUACAUGCAGAGCAUAGUCGUAGUGAGAUCAUUAUUAUUAAUUUGUUUUCCAUGUUUUGGGUUUGUAUUUAUUAAAACUUGUAAAAAUACUCGUGGCUGAAUUUGACUGCCACGGCAUCAGUCUAAUGUUUAUUAAUGUACAAUGUAAUAUUACUUUACAUUUUUUUUAAAGUAGAUGCUGAAAAUACUCUCGUUGUCAGAUUAGUGACAUUACGGAUCCAUACGUGCGUUUGACUAAAGGGGGCUUGUUUUAAUCAAGGAAAUGUUUUUGAGAUAUAUACAUUAUAGGUUAUACAUUAAAAAGACAAAAGAUGCAACAUAAAGAGUUUUAGUGAGGUGACGGCCCAUCAGGAGCAGCUUCGGUGCUCUGUCGCACAGUUUGGGACGAGCCCCACUCAUUUAACAGAUAUCCCUUCAAUGUGUGUGUGUUGAUGAUGGUAAUGGAAACGUCCCGAAGGGUCCCAUAGGUGUUCAGUGGAGCUGAGAUAUGAAGUCCAUGUGAGGUUCACAUCUUUUUCAACCGAAUCAAACCAUCUACUACCCGCAUCCUACACACUCACUCAGACAGUUCAGUAAACACAAUUAUUCCACAGUUUCACUCACAAUUUGUGCUGCAAUUGUGUUUGUGAUAAUAGGUUUUCUCUGUAUGUUUCUCAGAAAGUGCUUUGAAUAGAAGAUUAUGUGCAGUCCUAGCCAUCGACUGAAUGUGCAAAGAGAGAAUCUAAAUGAUGAAAUAACAAAGGGCAUGAAGUCUUGAUUCAGUUGUAUGUGUAACAUGUUUUUGUGUGUGUUGUGCAUCAUCUGGCCUUGCAUUCGUCACUAUCAGCAUUUCAAUAAUAAAACCCGUUCGUAAAUUCUA
This is a messenger RNA of Gasterosteus aculeatus aculeatus (three-spined stickleback), 3845 nucleotides long. It is a transcript of the gene rras2, whose product is annotated as RAS related 2. Gene Ontology annotation, molecular function: GTP binding; GTPase activity. Gene Ontology annotation, biological process: signal transduction. NCBI's taxonomy places the organism in Eukaryota, Metazoa, Chordata, Actinopteri, Perciformes, Gasterosteidae. Gene Ontology annotation, cellular component: membrane. The record is from RefSeq and is a predicted model, not a curated record.